Messenger RNA from Diuraphis noxia (Russian wheat aphid), 1008 nucleotides. RefSeq lists its product as uncharacterized. Lineage: Eukaryota; Metazoa; Arthropoda; Insecta; Hemiptera; Aphididae. The record is from RefSeq and is a predicted model, not a curated record.
AUGCCGAAACUUGAACCUGGUGUGACUGUCGAUAAAACAAAAUCGUUGCCUCGCAUUGAAUUGACAUCUCCCAUAUUAGUUACAUCCGAAAAUGAUUCACUAAGAUCUUACAAAAGUUGCAAAGCGGUCCAAGAACAGGAGCAGAAACCUACUGAAAGAUGUUCAAAGGUAAAAGCUCUGAUCGAAAAACACAAGUCGUUUCAAGACAAAUUACUAAAUGCUAAAGUAAACGACUUCAACGCUAAGAAGAAAUCAUUUUCUAAUGCUUGUGAAAAUCUGUGUACUUCAUACAACGAUUGCAUAAAAAUGGAAGGUGACUCACAGCAGGUGGAACAUUUCGAAAAUGUCGUAAAAAAUCAUGUGUUUGAAGUUUUGAAUGCCGACAUAUUAUUAAAUAAUCAGAAACCACUGGAAAUAGAUAAACAUAUGUUGAAAUCCGAUAAUUUUGAUUUCAAAACUGGAACGCUCGAGUUAGAUGCAAUUUUGAGCACAAUGGGCAAACGUUUUUGGCAAAAUAUUGUUUCCAUGGUCAGCAUUAACAAUACUUACUACCAAUGUUUGACUCAAAUCAUGGACAAUCGUAAAUUUAAAAAUCUUGAAGGUGUAAAGGUUCAUGUCAACUCGGUGUUAAAAAUAGCUGGUGAUGAUUGGGAACUAAUUGCUUCGGAACUACUCGCUUCUUCAAAGGAAUGUAUGGAAAAGUUCGGCAUCGUAUUAGACCGUAAAUUAAAUGAGAAAGUAAAGAAACCUCCGUCAUCAAACCACUGUAGCAAGAUGAUUGCUCUCAGAAUUGAGUUGGAUGAAAAUAAGAGGCGCAUGAAGAUCGCUGAAAAUAGUAUCACUCAACUCCAGAAGGAGAAGAAAGACUUGUUGAACAUAUUAAAUAGCUAUGAUACUGAAAAUAUUCACAAAGUAUCGUUGGAAAAACGACUCGAAGCUGAAAAACAAAACAACGAUGAAUUACGGGAUUUAAUUAGUACUAUUUUCAAAAAAGAAAACGCUUCAUAA